This is a messenger RNA of Pipistrellus kuhlii (Kuhl's pipistrelle), 2353 nucleotides long. RefSeq names its product dynein regulatory complex protein 10. Lineage: Eukaryota; Metazoa; Chordata; Mammalia; Chiroptera; Vespertilionidae. The transcript has 5 exons. The coding region runs from base 290 to 1624 and encodes 444 amino acids. Gene Ontology annotation, molecular function: protein binding. The record is from RefSeq and is a predicted model, not a curated record.
GGCAGUCCGUGUCUUCCGAUUGGUGGAGGGUCAGCGAGACGGUGCCUCUGAUUAGUCAGGCCCCGAAGUGGGUGGCACUGAGCGGAAUUGCGUGGUGAAAAGGAAAGUCAAUCAGGCUCCGAGUCCCGCCUUCUGAGAUUGGCGGGUAACCUAGCAACGCAGAUACCUGCGCAGGUAACGUCAGGUAGGAAAACCUGGAGCCCUCAGAGCAGGAAAACAGAGGCAGGAGACCUGUCCAGUCUGUCCAAGUCUCCCAGGGCCCACCGAGACCGAGAAGGCUGCCUGCAACAUGGCACUAGACAUCCUGGCCGUGGGCGCCCUCUACCAGAGCUCGGAUAUCAGCAAAAUGAGGGUGAUGGCAGAGUCGCCCAAAAAGGGAACUCCCACGCCAAAACCCUUCACCCCCUUGAAGACCAAGCUCACCACCAUCGAGACCAAGAGGAUCAUGUCCGUGCUGGACGAGACCAUCCAAAAGGUGGAGCUAGUGACGCUGCUGUCCUCCGUGGCAGCCAACAUGGAGCUGGAGGGCCUGCUGGGCGAGGAGCUGAGCCGGGCGGUGCGGGAGCACGAGGACCUGUGCCAGGUGCUCAUGAACAAGGUCCGCUACCUGCAGGAGGAGGAGCUGCAGCUGCAGGCCGAGGAGGAGUUCGAGGAGGAGGCCUGGUUCCGAGACCUCCUCCUGUCCAUCGAGCUGCAGAAGUCCAACCUCCUGCCGCUCAUGGGGCAGAUCCGGGACUCCACCAAGAACAUCCUGCGGCUCCUGCUGGGCAACCCGAGGGCGGCCCAGCUCCUGCGGGCGCGGGCGGCGGACCGGGCCCCGGGAGCCCAGGGCUUCGUGGACAGCCUGGUGGAGCUCCGCGGCUUCCUGUUUGAGAAGCUGCUCACCAGCCCCAUGGAGGCCAGGGACAAGGGCCAGUUCAUCCAGGACAUCACCAAGCGGAACAUGCGGAACCAGGAGGUCAUCGACGCGCUGGAGAACGAGCUGGCCGAGAGGAUGAGGAACAGGGCCGCGGAGGUGGAGAAGGAGAACUUUGUGAUCCAGGAGCUGAAGAACCACCUGCACCAGGUGCUCAAGUUCUCGGAGAACAGCCUGACGCGCACCAAGCAGGAGGCGGAGAAGCAGCAGAAGGCGGACUACCGGGCCUCGCAGUCCCGCGUGGCCAGGAUCCAGCAGGACAUCCUGCAGCUGCGCUCGCAGUUCCACAGCCUGGUCAUGGAGAACCGGGAGGCCGAGCAGGCGCUCCGGAAGAAGAAAUAUAAAGUGGAGACGGAAAUCGAGAACUGGAUCCAGAAAUACGACACGGAGAUGACCGAAAAGCAGGAGGAGUACGAGGAGCUGGACAUCAUCCACAAGGAGGAGAAGAUCCAGCUGAAGGAGCUGCAGACGCGGUACGAGGUGCUGGUGGAGGAGUUCUCCCAGAUCCGGGAGGAGCGGGAGAUCAACUCCAAGAAGAGGAUGGAGGCCGAGCAGGACAUGAUGCGCAUGGUGAAGGCGGCCACGCUCAUCCAGGCCGUGUGGAAGGGCUACCUGGUCCGCUCCCUGCUCCGGUCCAAGAGGAAGAAACGGGGCAAGGGCAAGGGCAAGGGCGAGAAGGGCAAGGGCAAGGGCAAGGGCAAGAAAUGAGCCCCGCCCCCGGCCCUGCUCUGAUCCCCUGCACCGCCCCCUCCCAGAGUGCCGGCCGGGAGGCCCCCGGGACCAGGAAGCCCCGCCAUCAUGGCUCUCCUACCUUUUUCAGAAUUAAAAGCCAUUUCAAACCACUUCCUGUGAAUAAGCCUUUGACCCAGGGUGGUUGGCCGUGGGUGUCCGUGCCUGUAAACGCCGUCCCCAGGAGGGGAGCGUGCAGGGUGUCAGCACUAACCAUUCCUCUUUGCUCCCAGACCGGAAGCUGCCAAGGCCACGAUGGACACGUGGUGUCCAGGGCUGCCCACGGAGGGGAGGGUGAGGGCAGGCAGCGCUCCGGCAGCACCGGCUUCCCUGCCCUCAGCCCCGCUCCGGGGCUGCCCAUUGGCCCACAGCCUCUCCCGCACAGCGCUGUGAGCUCAGAGCCCCAAGAUCACAGGCCAGCAGCCGCCACAGGCUUUAUGCGGUGUCCAGGUAGUUGGACAAUGUAUCUUUUUAAAAUUCACUGCUGGGACUUAAGGUAUUUAAAAAAAAAAAAUCGGGGACCCUCACACACAAAUCCAGCUUCCUGCCUUUUCUGGAAAAAUCUCACCAACCAGGUUCCCAGGGCUCUUCCGGAGCUGAGCUGAGCUGAGCUGCAGCUCCCCAUGGUUAGUGGCAGCAGCUGAAGCUGACGGAGGAGGCCCCAGUGGGGCUGGAGGCCUGGGUUCCGGGACUUCAGGCCCGGACUUC